AUGGCCAAGGACGAGGAAGCGGGAGUCGAGUUCCAAGCCAAGGACUACCAAGACCCUCCGCCGGCACCGCUCGUGGAUGUCGAGGAGCUCGGCCAAUGGUCCUUCUACAGAGCUAUCAUAGCCGAGUUCAUCGCCACCCUCCUCUUCCUCUACAUCACCGUGCUGACCGUCAUUGGGUACAAGAGCCAGAUUGACGCUAACAAUGGUGGGGACGAGUGCGGGGGUGUCGGGAUCCUCGGCAUUGCCUGGGCCUUCGGUGGCAUGAUCUUCAUCCUCGUUUACUGCACUGCCGGCAUUUCUGGAGGGCACAUCAAUCCAGCGGUGACAUUCGGGCUGUUCCUGGCCCGGAAGGUGUCUUUGGUCAGAGCCGUGAUGUACAUGGCAGCCCAAUGCUUGGGGGCCGUUUGCGGGUGCGGGCUCGUGAAAGCGUUCCAGGAGGCCUACUACACUCGUUAUGGUGGUGGUGCAAAUGAGCUGGCUGAUGGCUACAGCAAGGGCACUGGACUGGCUGCUGAGAUCAUUGGGACAUGCGUCCUUGUCUACACAGUUUUCUCUGCCACCGAUCCCAAGAGGAAUGCCAGGGACUCCCACGUUCCUGUCUUGGCACCACUUCCCAUUGGAUUCGCGGUGUUCAUGGUUCACCUGGCAACAAUCCCGAUCACUGGAACCGGCAUCAACCCAGCUCGCAGCUUUGGAGCGGCUGUUAUUUAUGGCAAGGACAAGGCCUGGGACGACCAAUGGAUGUUCUGGGUGGGCCCCUUCAUUGGAGCUGCCAUCGCAGCCCUGUACCACCAAUACGUUCUCAGGGCCGGAGCUGGCAAGGGUCUCGGGUCCUACAGGAGCUCCUCUGUCAUCUAAGUCGAUCUCGAAAUCGUGAUCGCGUUCUGUCCUAAUAAGUAUUAAGGGCAGUCUAUGGAAGAAGAUGUAAAUGGCGAUAAGAUGUAUGCUGCGGUCUCUGUCUGCCCUGGCACUUGUUUUUGUUGUGCCUUUUAGUGGGCUAUCUUUCUUAUCUUGCUGUGUUUUCUUUCUAUUUUGUUCUUAUGUUCUGCUAUUCCAAGAUCUCCAUUAAUGCAAAUGCUUUUCGAAGUUAA
This is a messenger RNA of Punica granatum (pomegranate), 1091 nucleotides long. NCBI's taxonomy places the organism in Eukaryota, Viridiplantae, Streptophyta, Magnoliopsida, Myrtales, Lythraceae. The record is from RefSeq and is a predicted model, not a curated record.